GGAAGGUUCCGGAGGCGCACAGAGAAGUGAGGAGCUGCUUAAAAUAACCUCUUUUUUCUCUCCACCAUAAGUAGUAUGAAUGGUCUGAGUGCAAUGCUUCAAAAUAAACAUAAAGAAGAAGGGAACUGAGAAGUGGGUUACAGUCAUAGCAAAACAGUGCUAUCCUCUGUGUGUUAACGGAGAAGCGGAUUACCGAGUCUCCAUAAUUCCGUUUAACGGGAAGACUCGCAGUGACUGGGAAGAGAAUUUGAAAUAUAUAAAAAAAUAGCGGACAGGAGCAUUGUUGUACGCACACGUCCUAAACACCAGGAGAAGCGAUAUUAUUAACAGAGCGAUUGAACACCAAGCUUAUUUUGUGGUGUAGAAACGAAACGGACAGUGUUAUAAAUACACACAGGAGUAUUGACUGUUCGUGCACAUGUAAAGGGCAAGAAAACUGAAAUUAGGACAAGGCGGCUGUAUUGUUAAGAGAGAGCAGAAGAAACCAGCUACACUCAUUAAAGGACACGGAUCCACAACGCAAGGAAGCAUGAACCCAGGACCUUGAAGCUUGGAAUUACAGGGACCAUCUGUUGAGAGAUGUGGUGGCUUAAUGUUGAUUUCCGCUCUUGAUGCGCUGGACGUGGAAGGAAAGCCCAAGUAACAGUGGCACAGGCAGCAGGGUCAGUCAGGAUUGGCAGAAGGGUUAGCUCUUGGUCUGAUGGCGGGAGCAGGACCAAGGGUAGGAGCUCUAUUAUAGGCUGCAGGCAGGCAUGUGACACAUUUGUCAAGCAGAUUGAGUGGGUUAUUCCUCGGAUCACUAUCAAGCCCAGUAGUUUUCUGCUGUCUUUCCUUGGCAGAGAAUGGCACCAUAAUCCAGGUCAUAGCUGGCUGUGUUUAAUAGCGCUACCUUUCUCAAGCACCCUCCCCUCCUCUCUUACUAUCCUGUCGUAUUCCUUUCUCAUCUUUAGUGCUGUAUUCUAUCUGGGACAGGUCCAGGUUUGUGGAUAUAAAUACCCUCACUGCAGCUACAUCUCUGUAAAUUGGGAUUAACCAGACACACGUACGCACUUGUAAACUUAUCUCUCCCUGUGGACUGAGCCUCUUGCCCUUGUUUGACAACGGUGUGACAGGCCCUUUUUUAAUAGUUAUAUUUUAAAUCUUCAUUUCUACAUGUAUGUUUCUGUAAAAGCGGCACAGAUCUUUUGCCUGGGAUCCCUGGAUUAAGUGAAGGCUGACUGAGCCAAAAGCUUUUCCGCUCGUUUGUGUGGGAGCUCAGCCUCGGAAGGCAAAGCAGCCACUGGGAGCUGUGGACUUUAAGGAUUACAAACAUUGUGAGUCAUAGCUGGUUUAGCAAAGGCCUGCAAAAAUCUUUUUUUGCUUACAAAACUUCUGUAAUCGGACAAUUCCAUCUGAUUUGCAGCUUUUUUUCAUUUUCCUUUUGGAGAGACAUUUUCUGUGACGGUCAGUGAACUUGUCAAUAUUCUCGACUGAAUAGACUGUAAUUAUCAAGGCUCUGUAUCUUUGUGAAACUUCUCGUCACAGCCAUCAAGGACAAAGCCAUCUCCCUGGCAACACCAGCCUGCCUUUUUUUCCAGCUGCUCAGUUCAGACUCUCGCAGAAUGAAGCUGAGGAAGCAGGUGACUGUUUGUGGUGGAGCUGUCUUCUGUGUGGCAGUGUUCUCCCUCUAUCUGAUGCUGGAUCGAGUCCAGCAUGACCCGACCCACAGGCAGAACGCUGGCAAUUUCCCCAGGAGCCAGAUCUCGGUGUUGCAGAACCGCAUUGAGCAGCUGGAGCAGCUCCUGGAAGAGAACCACCAGAUCAUCAGCCACAUCAAGGACUCGGUGCUGGAGCUAACUGAGAACGGAGGAGGGUUACCUGGCGCCCAGCUGCCCUUCCGCAACCCCAACGGCUCCUGGAACUUCCCCUUCGAUGGGCAGCCAACUUUUCUCUCCAUCUCUCCCCAGGACUGCCAGUUUGCCCUCGGGAGCCACCGGCAGAAAACCGACAUGCAGAUGCUGGAUGUGCAUUCUGUGCUGAACUUCGACAAUGUGGACGGCGGUGUUUGGAAGCAGGGCUUUGAAAUCUUGUAUGACGCAAACGAGUGGGAUGCUGAGCCGCUGCAGGUGUUUGUGGUGCCGCACUCUCACAAUGACCCUGGGUGGAUCAAGACGUUUGAGAAGUAUUACUCGGACCAGACUCAACACAUCUUCAACAGCAUGCUGGUGAAGCUCAAGGAGGACCCGCGUCGCAAGUUCAUCUGGUCUGAGAUUUCCUUCUUUGCCAGGUGGUGGGAAAGUGUGGAUUCACAGAAACGGGAGGCCAUGAGGAAGCUGAUUCUGAGUGGUCAGCUAGAGAUAGUGACAGGUGGUUGGGUGAUGGCCGAUGAAGCCAAUGUCCACUAUUUCGCCAUGCUUGACCAGCUCAUUGAGGGGCAUCAGUGGCUGAAAAAGAAUAUCGGAGUGACCCCACGGUCAGGCUGGGCUGUCGACCCAUUUGGACACAGCCCCACCAUGGCCUACCUGCUGAAGAAGGCCAACCUGACCAGCAUGCUGAUCCAGAGGGUGCACUAUUCCAUCAAGAAGCACUUCUCAGCCACACGCAGCCUGGAGUUCAUGUGGAGGCAGGCCUGGGACACAGACUCCAGUACGGACAUUUUCUGCCACAUGAUGCCGUUCUACAGCUACGACGUGCCCCACACCUGCGGUCCCGACCCCAAGGUCUGCUGCCAGUUCGAUUUCAAGAGGUUGCCAGGUGGGAGAGUGAACUGUCCCUGGAAGGUUCCUCCACACACCAUCACUGAGAGCAACGUAGCUGAGAGAGCAAACCUGCUCCUGGAUCAGUAUCGGAAGAAAUCCAAGCUGUUCCGCAGCAAGGUGGUGCUGGUUCCACUGGGAGAUGAUUUCCGAUAUGAUAAAUCACAGGAGUGGGACCAACAGUACUUGAACUAUCAGAGACUCUUUGAUUACAUGAACUCCCACCCAGAGAUGCACGUGCAGGCCCAGUUCGGAACUCUCUCUGACUAUUUUGAUGCGGUCUACAAGCAGAAUGGUGUGGCCCAGGGUUCGAGGCCUCCUGCCUACCCCGUGCUGAGCGGGGACUUCUUUGUGUACGCGGAUCGGGAGGAUCACUACUGGAGCGGCUACUUCACCUCCCGACCCUUCUACAAGAACCUGGACCGCGUGCUGGAGUCCCACCUCAGGGGGGCUGAGAUCCUGUACAGCCUUGCUGUGGCUCAGUCUCGACGGGUAGGCAUGGGGGGCCGCUACCCAGUGACUGAUUACUCUCUGCUCACUGAUGCCCGGCGCAAUGUGGGGAUCUUCCAGCACCACGACGCCAUCACUGGCACUGCCAAGGAGGCCGUUGUCAUCGACUUCGGGUUCAGGUUGCUGCGCUCCCUUGUAGCUCUGAAGAUCGUGAUCAUGAAUGCUGCCCACUUCCUUAUCCUGAGGAACAAGGACACAUAUCGAUACUACCACACAGAGCCUUUCCUUGAACCGGAUGAAAGGCGUGCUUCACAAGAGUCCCUGCCGGAGAGAGUGCUGAUUGAACUGGACUCCACCCCCAGGUAUUUGGUUGUAUUCAACCCUGUUGAGCAGGAGCGGGUUUGCCUAGUCACGGUUCUGGUGAGCUCGGCGCGGGUUCGGGUCCUGACAGAGGAUGGGCAGACGAUUCCAGUCCAGCUGAGUGCCCAGUGGAGCUCUUCUGCCGAGAUGAGCAAAGAGGGGUAUCUGGCCUCUUUCCCAGCCCGACUCCCUGCUCUGGGCCUGGCUGUGUUUCAGCUGUACGACUCAUUCGACUCCUCGCUGACUCUGUUUUCGGACUCGCUUCUGCGACUGCAUGGUCAGAACCUGGCCCAGAGGCGACUUGACCCGCUUCCGCUGAGAAUCCAUGACUCGGACCAGCAGGACUUCUUCAUACAGAGCCAGAACCUGCAGCUGUGGUUCUCUGGGACCACCGGCAUGCUCAAGAGUAUAAAGCGCAAGGAGGACCAGCAGGAGCUGAAGUUGAGGAUCGAGUUCCUAAUCUACGGGACCCGGACCGCCAAGGACAAAAGUGGCGCCUACCUCUUCCUACCUGAUGGGCAAGCCAAGCCCUACGCCCCAAUGGAGCCCCCGGUGGUGCGGGUAGUGGAGGGGCCUCUCUUCUCUGAGGUUGUAUGUUACUAUCAGCAUUUCCAGCAGACCGUUCGCAUCCACAACCUUCCAGGGGUGGAUGGCCUCUCUCUGGAUGUCACUACGACUGUUGAUAUCCGGGAUCAGACUAAUAAGGAGCUGGCUAUGCGCCUCGUCACAGACAUACAGAGCGAGGGCGUUCUCUUCACCGAUCUCAACGGAUUCCAGAUUCAGCCCAGAAGAUACUUCCAUAAACUUCCUCUUCAGGCCAACUUCUACCCGAUGCCAACCAUGGCUUACAUCCAGGAUGUCCAGCACCGGCUCACCCUGCACACUGCCCAGGCUCUGGGAGUGGCCAGCCUGAAGAGUGGCGAGCUGGAGGUGAUCCUGGACCGACGGCUCAUGCAGGAUGAUAACCGUGGGCUGGGCCAGGGCCUCAAGGACAACAAGAGAACCUCCAACCACUUCAGGAUUCUGCUGGAGAAAAGGACUACUGCCAACAAGGUGCACGACAGCCAGCCGAUCAGCUUCCCGUCGCUGCUCAGUCACAUGACCUCCAUGUUCCUGAACCACAAAGUUCUGGCCCUGCCAGUGUUGCCAAAGAAGCGUGGCGUGCCACCCCUGCAGACCUUCAGCCCUCUCUCGGGCACCAUGCCAUGUGACUUCCACCUGCUCAACCUGCGCAGCAUUCAGAAAAAGGAUGAACUGACCCCCUCUCUCGAUGCUGCUCUUAUUCUUCAUCGGAAGGGUUUUGACUGCGGCCUGGAGGCCAGGAACCUGAGCUUCAACUGCAGCACCACACAAGGCAAGCUUUCCUUGGCAGGGAUGUUCCAUGGUCUCGAUGUUCACACAGUCCAGCCCAUGUCUCUGUCGCUGAUGUACGGGGGAACACCUCUCCCCAACAUCUCUCAGAUCCAGCUGGACCCCAUGGAGAUCUCCUCCUUCCGGCUGCGGCUUGUCUAGAGCUGCCCGGCACCCCUCAUCCAGGCUGGAUCUAGACCAAACUACCUUCAGCCUUUCCGGAUGGAUUGCUGUGGAAACCACAGAACUGAAAAUGCGUUUUUUAAAAAUCUUGAACCUCUCUAGUGUAACCUGAUUUUAACUUUCAGGCUGAGCCUGAACAGAACUCCUGACUUAAAACUCUCACUCCAUAAGCAGGAGUCUGCCCUUCAUGUGCCGUGUCUCCCUGUCCUUGUGGGUGCAUGCUUCAGAAAGGACAAACUGUAAGCAUCCCCCCCCCCGGAUACAACACAACAACUGUAUAGCCAAUAAACACUGGAAAUGGUUACUCAAUUCACGUUGAUUCAACCCCUUUCCAUGUGAAAAAUACAUUUAAAAAACUUUGUGCAGUGCAUUUGGGCAAUGUCCCUCCUUCCUGAUUUGUAUCUCGCAUUGCUGAGCAGCAGCAAAUCCUUACAUUUCUAUUGGUGGAUUGUAACACGCUCACAAGGUUGAAAGCUAUAUUCCAGUUGAAGAGGGACCAUUUACACGCACGUGCAAUUUAAAAACAGAAUUCUAAAUUGUCGCGAAAUGUAAAAAAAAUGCCUAAACACACAAAAAACCCAGAAUAUGCCCGUCACCAUAACGAUUUCAUUGUAGAAGACAGCAAAGGUACAAUUGAAAAAGUGUGCAAAGUACUGUCAGGUUGCUAUACAUAUUGUGAUAGAAAAAAAGUUAAACAAAAACAGUAUUUUCAUACAGUAAACAAAAAGCAAAAGCCCUGAAAUUUUUUAUAUCUAACUUGAAAAGUUAAAAAUAAACAAAAAAAUGAAUAAAAACAGAAGCCCUACUUCUAUAUAUAUAUUAUCUGCUCAUAUAUAAAGGCUGUUGUCCAUGCCAUGCCCUUUACCUUGCUACUUUCCAGCCACCCCUUUAAGGCUUCUGUUCACACCCGCAUAUGAAAACGGGAGGCAAGGAACUGUUUCAUGGAGGCAGUAGUUUCCCUGUGUCUAACAGCUGCCUUGUGUUUCAUGGCUAUAAUGCUCUCUGCUGUGUAACACUAUCAGUGCAGUGGGUGCUGCUCGGGCUGUGGUACUUGAGGAUAGUGACUGAGAAUAAGGGAGGCACUUCAUGGGGGUUAAGACUAAGGCUCACUAGAGCUGCCGACUUUGUUUUCUUAUUUUAACUAAACUCUCAGUCAUGGCAGCAAGUCCCUUCCCUUGCAGGUACUAAACUCCUGCUAUACUUGCCUUUGGAUUGAUACACUGACAGACCGCUUGUCUCUUGUGCUGUCCGCUCACUCAUACAAGCACCGGUUCUGUGGUACUGCUUUACGAAGCAUUGCUCCUGCAGGAUAUGUGGUACAAUCACUAAGCAACGUUUCACCUUUUGUAUUUUGUACUGUUAUUUGUUGCAGUUCUUAAUUUAAAACAAAACAUAUGUUUUUAGGUAAAAUUGUGUUAGAAAAAAACAAGCUUUUCUUGUCUAGCUUGUGUGUUUGUUUAAAAGACAAAUGUUUAGAAGUUUUAACCUUUCGAAGACAUAUGUAAUUGUUAAUCAACACAGAAUCAUUACAUUUUAAGACUACCUCAAAAGCUUUGACUCAGCAGAGCAUUUGUAUAUAAAUUCAGUUGUGAUGUUCCUCCAGACUUGUGAAAAGGCUUUGGAGUACACGUUGACCAUGACGCUAACUCUGCACUAGCUGUAGACGCAAGAUAAAAAAAAGCAUGCCUUUGCAGUUU
Molecule: messenger RNA, 6775 nt
Organism: Polyodon spathula (Mississippi paddlefish)
Lineage: Eukaryota; Metazoa; Chordata; Actinopteri; Acipenseriformes; Polyodontidae
Product: alpha-mannosidase 2x-like
Exons: 23
Coding region: 1602-5057 (1151 amino acids)
Biological process (GO): N-glycan processing; protein deglycosylation; mannose metabolic process
Cellular component (GO): Golgi membrane
Molecular function (GO): carbohydrate binding; alpha-mannosidase activity
Source: RefSeq, a predicted model, not a curated record